GCCACCAGCAGCUGCUGGAAACAGCAACAACUCCUGACUUUCCGGAAUGGUCAGACUGGCCCUGCCGGUCAACAUUGAUGGAAGGAGCAGGGAUCAGAGCAAGCACACAGCAUCAGCAUCAGCUGGCACAUCUGUCCCUGCAAGGUGGCCAUAGCAGUGCCAGGGAGCCAACAGGGCACACAACACAAUCCCCAGGCUCACUGCCCUCAAUCACCUCCUGCAUUUCUCUCCCUUCACAGCAGACCUGACAUUGUGGAGACUUGAUUGCACAGUACUUCUUCUUAUUAUUAUUAAUUUUUAUCUCUGUAGUUUUUGUAUUUAUUAUUUUAAUUUUACCCUUUUGGAUUACCUGGAACAACACCCCUCUCCAAACAACAAAAGGAUUGGUUUAAAUGGUUAUACCAGCAGAGAUCAUAAUGGGAAGGAAAUAAAUCAAAGCAGUGUGGAUAAAAUAGCUUCAUCCUGCACUCUUUGCUGCCUGCAAAACGAGAUCAUCUCUAAAAGAAGCACUGGAAAUCUCAUUGUCAAAUAAUGAAGCUACUGUAUUGGCGUGGGUGUUCUGGAUAAGAGAGUCUUUGCUCCAGACGUAUUGUUGAAGUGAACUGGUUGGCUUUGAAAAGGGCAUCACCAUGAAUAUGGUGAAAAGGAUUAUGGGCCGGCCUCGGCAAGAGGAGUGCAGCCCCCAGGAUAAUGCUCUGGGAUUAAUGCAUCUACGGCGCCUCUUUACAGAACUAUGCCACCCUGCCAGGCACAUGACACAGAAGGAGCAAGAGGAGAAACUUUACAUGAUGCUGCCAGUCUUCAACCGGGUGUUUGAAAGUGCACCUCCCAGUUCAAUGACCGAGAAGUUCUCAGACCUGCUACAGUUUACAACACAAGUUUCUCGACUGAUGGUGACUGAGAUUCGGAGGAGAGCAUCCAAUAAAUCUACAGAGGCUGCUAGCCGGGCCAUUGUCCAAUUUUUGGAGAUCAACCAGAGUGAAGAGACGAGCAGGGGCUGGAUGCUUCUAACAGUCAUUAACCUGCUGGCAUCAUCUGGCCAGAAAACUGUGGACUGCAUGACAACGAUGUCUGUGCCUUCCACACUCAUUAAAUGCCUGUACCUGUUUUUUGACCUUCCGCACGUGCCUGAGAUCCCUGGAGGAGCAGAUAACGAGCUGCCCCUUGCCGAACGCAGAGCAUUGCUUCAGAAAGUCUUUGUACAGAUACUCGUAAAGUUGUGCAACUAUGUUUCUCCAGCCGAGGAGCUGGCACAGAAAGAUGACCUCCAGCUCCUGUUCAGUGCAAUAACAUCCUGGUGCCCUCCUUACAACCUUCCCUGGAGGAAGAGUGCAGGAGAAGUACUGAUGACAAUAUCGCGACAUGGGCUUAGCCUGAAUGUGGUAAAAUAUAUACAUGAAAAAGAAUGCCUGGCCACGUGUGUGCAGAACAUGCAGCAAUCCAAUGAUUUGUCCCCUCUGGAAAUUGUGGAGAUGUUUGCUGGCCUUUCCUGCUUUCUCAAAGACUCCAGUGACGUCUCGCAAACACUGCUGGAUGACUUCAGGACAUGCCAAGGAUAUGUCUUCCUCUCAGAUCUUUUAUUGAGGCUGGAACAAGCAAAAGAAAAUGAAUCCAAAGAUGCUCUGAAGGACUUGGUUAACCUAAUUACUUCUUUAACAACAUAUGGUGUGAAUGAGCUGAAACCAGCUGGUUUAACAACAGGGGCACCUUUUCUGCUGCCAGGUUUCGCUGUCCCGCAGCCUACCGGAAAAGGUUUGAGUGUGCGGAACAUCCAGGCUUUCUCUGUCCUACAGAAUACAUUUUUGAAAGCAAAGACCAGCUAUCUUGCUCAAAUUAUUCUUGAUGCCAUCACAAACAUUUACAUGUCGGACAAUGCGAACUACUUUAUUUUGGAGUCACAGCACACACUUUCCCAGUUUGCAGAGAAAAUUACCAAACUACCUGAUGUGCAAGUGAAAUACUUUGAGAUGCUUGAGUUUGUUGUCUUCAGCUUGAACUAUAUCCCAUGCAAAGAGUUGAUUAGCGUGAGCAUCCUUUUAAAGUCCAACACUUCUUUCGGCUGUAGCAUCAUUGCCACCAAGACUCUACUAAAGUUCAUCCGCCACCACCAAAUAUUUAAAGAUGUUUUUAAAGAAGUUGGACUUUUAGAAGUUAUGGUCAACAUUUUGCACAAGUAUGCCGCUGUACUAAAAGAUCCCGCACAAGCCUACAUUGAACAAGGAUGCACUACUGUAAUUCAGUCAACAGAGGACCAAAGGCAACUUGCCCUGGUGGUUAUGGAAACAUUAACUGUUCUUCUUCAAGGAUCAAAUACAAAUGCAGGUGUUUUUAGGGAAUUUGGAGGUGCAAGGUGUGUACACAACAUUGUCAAGUACCCCCAGUGCCGUGAACAUGCGCUAAUGGUAAUUCAGCAGUUAAUGUUGUCUCCGAGUGGCGAUGAUGACAUGGGGACACUUUUGGGGUUGAUGCACUCCGCACCAUCUACAGAGCUGCAGCUUAAAACAGACAUUCUACGGGCACUUCUCAUAGUUUUAAGAGAGAGCCAUCGGACCAGGACGGUUUUCAGGAAAGUUGGAGGCUUUGUAUAUGUCACGUCUCUUUUGGUUGCUAUGGAAAAGUCUCUUGGUUGUCCACCAAGGAAUGGCUGGGAGAAAGUGAACCAAAAUCAAGUCUUUGAACUCUUGCACACAGUUUUUUGUACACUUACAGCAGCCAUGCGCUAUGAACCGGCAAAUUCUCACUUCUUCAGAACAGAAAUCCAAUAUGAAAAACUAGCAGACGCCAUCCGGCUACUUGGAUGUUAUGCAGAUUCCAGGAAAAUCAAACCAUCCAAUGUCUUCCCUUCUAACAACCAGCCAUUUCAGAGACUUGUAGAGGAGGAUCCAGUGGACUCUAUCUGCCCCCUGCUCAGGCACUGCAGUAAACUUUUUGUUUAUCUCUAUAAAGUAGCAACAGAUUCCUUUGACAGUCGUGCAGAGCAGAUCCCUCCUUGCUUGACCAAUGAGACUUCUCUCCCUUCACCCUGGGGCACUCCAGCUCUGUCCAGGAAAAGGCAUGUCUACCAUGCAGUUUCCACAUCCUCUAUAAACCCUCAGAAAAAUAUUACGGAUUUGAAAACCCAAGUAGGAACACCCUUUGUGUCAAGUUCAGAUGCUGUCAUUAUACAUCCCGGGGCCGUGUUGUCUAUGUUAGACCUUCUGGCAUCUAUUGAUUCAGAUACUCAACCAGAGCAUGCCCUGGACCUCCAGCUAGCAGUAGCAAACAUUUUACAGUGUCUGGUGCACACCGAAAGAAACCAGCAGGUCAUGUGUGAAGCUGGGUUACAUGCUCGUCUAUUGCACAGAUGCAGUGCCGCUCUAGCUGAUGAAGACCACUCGUUGCACCCUCCACUCCAGAGGAUGUUUGAAAGACUAGCCUCCCAAGCCCUGGAGCCUAUGGUGUUAAGGGAAUUUUUGCGUCUUGCCAACCCUUUGAAUUGUGCAGCAUGGGACAAGCGGUUGUUAAAGCAGUACAGAGUACAUAAGCCCAGUUCAUUGAGCUAUGAACCUGAAAUGAGAAGUAGCAUGAUCCUGUCCGCAGAGGGUCUUGGAUCUGAUAGUGUGUUUUGUGUGGAUGAAGAUAAGCACUACAGGAUUAACCGGAGUUUGGUAAAGUCAGCAGAAGGAUGCACUGUGCCCCUGACCAGGGUAAAGUGUCUGGUUUCAAUGACAACACCACAUGACAUCAGACUUCAUGGAUCUUCUGUGACACCAGCCUUUGUUGAAUUUGACACAUCUCUGGAAGGCUUUGGAUGCCUUUUCUUACCCAGCUUUGCACCCCAUAAUGCGCCUACCAGCAAUGCAGUCGCUACGAACCUUAUUGAUGGAGCUGUUGUGAGUGGAAUAGGAACAGGAGAACGACUUUUUCCUCCACCUUCUGGUUUGACCUAUUCAACCUGGUUCUGCAUUGAGCAUUUUAGCUCCCCUCCAAACAACCACCCUAUCAGGCUUCUGACUAUUGUUAGGAGGGCCACCUCAUCAGAGCAGCACUAUGUCUGUCUGGCCAUUGUCCUAUCUGCUAAAGACAAGUCACUGAUCGUGUCCACAAAGGAAGAGCUGCUUCAAAGUUACGUGGAUGAUUUCAGUGAGGAGUCCUCGUUUUAUGAGAUCUUACCUUGCUGCGCUCGGUUCCGCUGCAGUGAACUUAUACAGGAAGGACAAUGGCACCACCUGGUACUGGUCAUGAGUAAAGGCAUGUUGAAGAACAGUACAGCAGCUCUAUACUUAGAUGGCCAACUCAUCAACACUGUAAAGCUUCACUAUGUACACAGUACCCCAGGAGGGUCUGGAUCAACUAACCCACCAGUGGUUAGCACAGUAUAUACUUACAUUGGCACUCCACCUGCGCAACGCCAGCUUUCCUCUCUGGUGUGGCGCCUGGGACCAACGCAUUUUCUGGAAGAAGUCUUGACUGCUGCUAGUGUUGGCAUCUUAAAUGAAUUAGGACCAAAUUACGUUGGGAGCUUUCAAGCUGUUUUUUCACCAGGUAAAGAUUCCAAAUCUGAAUCAGGCAGUCCAUCUCUGGUGUCACUGGUUCCAGAGGAGAAAGUGUCCUUUGGACUGUAUGCGCUUUCAGUAUCGUCCCUUACAGUCGCUAGGAUAAGGAAGGUUUACAACAAGUUGGAUAGUAAAGCCAUAGCCAAACAGUUGGCUAUCUCUUCCCAUGAAAAUGCAACGCCAGUGAAAUUGCUGCACAACUCAGCCGGACAUUUGAAUGGACCCGCACGGACCAUAGGGGCUGCACUCAUUGGCUAUUUAGGUGUGAGGACAUUUGUCCCAAAGCCUGUGGCUACCACCCUGCAAUACAUUGGUGGAGCUGCUGCCAUCCUGGGCUUAGUGGCCAUGGCGUCUGACGUGGAAGGACUGUAUGCUGCGGUGAAAGCCCUUGUUUGUGUGGUGAAGAGUAACCCACUAGCAAGCAAAGAGAUGGAGAGAAUCAAAGGUUACCAGCUGCUGGCAAUGCUAUUGAAGAAGAAGAGAGGACUCCUAAACAGCCACAUUCUGCAUUUGACCUUUUCUUUGGUUGGAACAGUUGACAGUGGACAUGAAACCUCUAUUAUCCCCAACUCAACUGCUUUCCAGGACCUGCUGUGUGACUUUGAGGUCUGGCUGCAUGCACCAUACGAGCUCCAUCUCUCGUUGUUUGAACAUUUCAUUGAGCUGCUCACAGAAUCAAGCGAGGCAGCAAAGAAUGCAAAGCUAAUGAGGGAGUUCCAGCUGAUCCCGAAGCUUUUGCUGACUCUUCGAGACAUGUCUCUUUCACAGCCCACCAUCGCUGCCAUCAGUAAUGUGCUGAGUUUUCUGCUGCAGGGCUUCCCAAACAACAAUGACCUGCUCAGGUUUGGUCAGUUCAUCUCCUCAACUUUGCCGACAUUUGCAGUGUGCGAGAAAUUUGUUGUAAUGGAAGUAAAUAAUGAAGAGAAACUUGAGCCAGGAGCAGAAGAUGAUUUUGGAGGACUUGUCUCUGCCAACCUUAUUCUUCUAAGAAACAGACUGCUGGACAUGCUGCUUAAGCUGUUAUACACCAGCAAGGAAAAAACUACAGUAAACCUGCAGGCUUGUGAAGAACUUGUGAAGACUCUUGGUUUUGAUUGGGUGAUUAUGUUCAUGGAAGAACAUCUGCAUUCUACAACGGUCACAGCUGCCAUGAGGAUUCUUGUAGUGCUGCUGAGUAAUCAGUCUAUCCUUAUGAGGUUCAAAGAAGGAGUGAGCGGUGGUGGUUGGCUUGACCACACAGAUUCAGUUUUGACCAAUAAGAUUGGCACUGUGCUAGGAUUCAAUGUGGGAAGGAGCGCCGGUGGCAGAUCAACUCUCAGGGAGAUUAACCGUGAAGCUUGUCACUUUCCUGGCUUCCCAGUUCUUCAGUCUCUCCUCCCGAAGCACACUAACGUACCUGCACUUUACUUUCUGCUCAUGGCACUGUUCCUGCAGCAGCCAGUUACUGAACUGUCUGAGAACUUGCAGGUCAGUGCACCUGUCAGCAGCAACCGAAGUAACCGUGGUUGCCAGUUUGAUUUGGACUCCAUCUGGACCUUUAUCUUUGGAGUCCCUGCAUCCAGUGGAAAUGUCUUUUCUUCCAUCCACAAUGUCUGCACAGAAGCUGCCUUCCUCCUUCUGGGCAUGCUGAGGACCAUGCUCAAUUCUCCAUGGCAGUCUGAGGAAGAAGGUUCCUGGCUCAGAGAAUACCCAGUCACUUUGAUGCAAUUCUUUCGGUACCUAUAUCACAAUGUACCAGAUCUUGCUCCAUUGUGGUUCAGCCCAGAGUUCCUGUGUGCACUGGCAGCAUCUGUGUUCCCAUUCAACAUUCGACCAUACUCUGAAAUGGUCACUGACCUCGAUGAUGAAGUUGGAUCACCUGCAGAAGAAUUCAAGGCCCUUAGCUCCGAUUCUGGCAUGAACAGAAGCCAGUCAGAAUACUGCAAUGUGGGCUUUAAAACGUAUCUAACCAAUCACCCUGCAAAGAAAUAUGUUUUUGAUUUCAUGCGCGUUCUUGUGAUUGAAAAUCUGUGUCUGACUCCUGCCAGUAAACAAACCCCAUUGAUCGAUCUUCUCCUGGAGUCUUCUCCUGAAAGAUCCACUAGAGCCCAACAGAAGGAGUUCCAGACCUACAUAUUGGACAGUGUAAUGGACCACCUGCUAGCAACAGAUGUUCUUCUAGGUGAAGAUGCCUCUUUGCCCAUCACUACUGGGGGGAAUUAUCAGGUACUCGUAAACAACGUGUUUUAUUUCACCCAGAGGCUUGUGGAUAAGCUAUGGCAAGGGAUGUUCAACAAGGACUCCAAACUCGUGGUAGAGUGUAUAAUCCAACUUCUUUCCCAGUCAAAGAGGCGAUCUCAAGGUUUGUCGCUGGAAGCUAUUUAUAACUGCUUGAAUCGGACCAUCUUGUACCAGUUCUCCAGACCUCACAAAACCGUUCCUCAACAAGUAGCUCUUCUUGAUUCUUUGAGAGUUCUUACGGUGAAUAGGAAUUUAAUACUGGGUCCUGGGAACCAUGAUCAAGAUUUCAUUGCCUGCCUCGCUCACUGUCUGAUUAAUCUACACAUGGGGAGCAACCCUGAUGGUUUUGGUUUGGAAGCAGAAGCAAGGAUGACCACUUGGCACAUAAUGAUCCCAUCUGAUAUAGAACCUGAAGGAGUCUAUCAGGAUCUCAGUGAAGGUCGUCAACUUCUUUUGAAAGCCGUCAAUAGAGUAUGGAUAGAGCUUAUUCAUAGUAAGAAGCAAGUUUUGGAAGACUUGUUUAAAGUUACAUUUCCUGUCAACGACCGAGGGCAUGUGGACAUUGCUGCUGUACGACCAUCUAUUGAGGAAGCAACAUUACGAUGUUGGCAGAAUCACCUGGCUUAUGAGAAGAAAUGCAUUAGUAAAGGAGAAGCAUUGGUCCCCAGCUCUCAAUCCAAGUUGUCCCGUGUAAGCAGUGGCUUUGGACUUUCUAAAUUAACAGGUUCACGAAGAAAUCGCAAAGAAAGUGGACUUAACAAACAUAACCUCUCCACACAGGAAAUCUCCCAAUGGGUCUUCACUCACAUAGCUGUUGUACGGGACCUGGUAGACAUGCAGUAUAAGGAACACCAAGAGCGGCAGCAGAAUGCUUUGAAGUACGUGACAGAGGAAUGGAAUCAGAUUGAGUAUGAGCUGCUACGGGAGAGAGGACUUUGGGGUCCUCCCAUUGGAUCCCAUCUGGAUAAGUGGAUGCUGGAGAUGACUGAAGGUCCAUGUAGAAUGAGAAAGAAGAUCGUGAGAAACGACAUGUUUUACAUCCACUACCCCUACAUCCCUGAUACUGAGCAUGAUACAAACACAUUGUCCGAAUUUCCAUGUUUACUGCCUGAAACCUCUGAUGGCAUCUUAAUGGCAGCCCAUGAAAAGAAGCCAGCUCGUUACCGCCGCGCAGUGAGCUAUGACAGUAAGGAUUACUAUAUGCGCCUGAUGCCAGGGAACCCAGCAGUGUUUCAGGACACGGUGGAAGAAAGCUCUGAGGGCGAAGCGGCUCAACAUGAACCGGAGCAUGGAGAAGACACUAUUGCCAGAGUAAAAGGCCUAGUGAAAGCCCCUCUGAAGAGAUCUCGAUCUGCACCAGAUGGAGGUGAAGAUGAAAAUCAGGACCUCUUGCAGGAUCAGCUGUCAGAAGGGUCAUCAAUGGAUGAAGAAGAGAAGAUGGACAGUACGACACUGCUGAGACUACUUGAGGAAGGAGAGAAGAUUCAGCACAUGUAUCGUUGUGCAAGAGUCCAGGGAUUGGACACAAGUGAAGGCCUUCUUCUCUUCGGUAAAGAACAUUUUUAUGUCGUUGACGGAUUUACAAUGACCGUCAGCAGAGAAAUCCGUGACAUAGAAACGCUACCUGCAAACAUGCAUGAACCAAUCAUACCACGUGGAGCGAGACAGGGCCCCAGCCAACUGAAGAGAACUUGCAGCAUAUUUGCUUAUGAAGAUAUCAAAGAAGUUCACAAACGGCGAUAUUUGUUACAGCCAAUUGCCGUGGAAGUAUUUUCUGCCGAUGGACGAAAUUAUCUGUUGGCUUUUCAGAAGGGAGUAAGAAACAAGGUCUAUCAAAGGUUCCUCGCUGUUGUUCCAUCUUUAACGGACAGCUCCGAAUCAGUUUCUGGACAGCGCCCAAAUACCAGCGUGGAACAGGGUUCUGGAUUGCUAAGCACACUGGUUGGUGAAAAAUCUGUGACGCAGAGAUGGGAGAGAGGAGAAAUCAGCAAUUUCCAGUAUUUAAUGCACUUGAACACCCUGGCAGGCAGAUCAUAUAAUGACCUCAUGCAGUACCCUGUAUUCCCGUGGAUCCUGGCAGAUUUUGACUCUGAGGAACUGGAUCUGACCAAUCCCAAAACGUUCCGAAACUUAGCUAAACCAAUGGGAGCACAGACUGAUGACAGGCUUGCUCAGUACAAGAAACGCUACAAAGACUGGGAAGAUCCCAAUGGAGAGACACCAGCCUAUCACUAUGGAACUCAUUAUUCGUCUGCAAUGAUUGUUGCAUCAUACCUGGUACGAAUGGAGCCAUUUACACAGAUCUUCCUUCGCCUCCAGGGUGGCCAUUUUGACCUUGCAGACAGAAUGUUUCACAGCGUGCGUGAGGCAUGGUACUCUGCAUCAAAGCAUAAUAUGGCUGAUGUGAAGGAACUGAUUCCUGAGUUCUUUUACCUCCCAGAGUUCCUGCUGAAUUCUAACAACUUUGACCUUGGCUGCAAACAAAAUGGAACAAAGCUAGGAGAUGUCUUACUGCCUCCGUGGGCUAAAGGAGACCCAAGAGAAUUUAUUCGGGUGCACAGAGAGGCCCUGGAAUGUGACUAUGUUAGUUCUCAUCUGCAUGAGUGGAUUGAUCUCAUCUUUGGGUACAAGCAGCAGGGUCCAGCAGCAGUAGAAGCUGUCAAUGUCUUCCAUCAUCUCUUCUACGAGGGACAAGUGGACAUCUACAACAUUAAUGACCCACUAAAAGAGACUGCCACCAUAGGCUUUAUUAACAAUUUUGGGCAAAUACCCAAACAGUUAUUUAAAAAACCUCACCCUCCAAAGCGUGUCAGAAGUAGGAUCAAUGGAGAUAUGACAUCAGUAUCUAUGGCUAUUGGAUCUGCAUGUGACAAAAUAUUUUUCCAUCAUUUGGACAAUCUAAGACCUUCACUAGUUCCUGUCAAAGAACUGAAGGAACCCGUGGGUCAGAUUGUUUGUACAGAUAAAGGUAUUCUGGCUGUAGAACAAAAUAAGGUUCUAAUACCACCUGCCUGGAACAAGACAUUUGCCUGGGGAUAUGCAGACCUCAGCUGCAGGCUAGGAACAUAUGAAUCUGACAAGGCUGUUGUUGUAUAUGAGUGUUUAUCUGAAUGGGGGCAGAUUUUAUGUGCUAUUUGCCCAAACCCUAAACUGGCUAUCACAGGAGGAACAAGUACGGUGGUUUGUGUUUGGGAAGUGGGACUAUCAAAAGAAAAAGCCAAGUCUCUGACACUGAAACAGGCUUUGAUUGGACAUACAGACACAGUGACAUGUUUGACUGCAUCACUUGCCUAUCACAUCGUAGUGAGUGGGUCACGCGACCGAACCUGCAUUAUCUGGGACCUGAACAAGCUCUCAUUUGUGACGCAGCUGCGAGGACACCGAGCCCCAGUGUCCGCUCUCUGCAUCAAUGAGUUAACGGGUGAUAUUGUGUCGUGUGCUGGCACGUAUAUCCAUGUGUGGAGUAUAAAUGGGAAUCCAAUUGUCAGUGUGAACACGUUUACUGGAAGAAGUCAGCAGAUCCUGUGCUGCUGUCUGUCUGAAAUGAACGAGUGGGACACUCAGAACGUGUUUGUUACAGGGCAUUCAGAUGGAGUUGUCCGUUUCUGGAGGAUGGAGUUUUUACAAGUGCCAGAAACCCCAGCACCAGCUCCUGCUGAUACCAUUGAGAUGCCAGAAGACUGCACAGAAACCCACCUAGGACAUGAAGCCCAGGAUGAUGACAGUAGCGACUCUGAUGUGGAGGAUCAAAGUGCCAGCCAGGACACUAGGACAAGGGACAGCCAGCACCAACUUAGCAGUGUCAGCCAUAGGCCAAGAGCAUCCUCUGCCAGGGCUGGCUUAUCCGCGUGGUCAGCAGACAAUGGCUUAGAAGACUCCAAGCGCUGGUCAGACCAGUUGAGUUUGGAUGAAAAAGAUGGCUUUGUCUUUGUGAACUAUUCGGAGGGUCAGGGUAAAGUGCAGUUCCCACAAGUCCAGAGUGGUGCACAGCCAAGCCAAUCAGAGUUACGGCAUUAUAACAAAUUGAAAUCAGGCUACAGAUGGGAACGACAAUUGGUAUUCAGAAGCAAGCUUACUAUGCACACAGCAUUUGAUCGAAAAGAUAAUGCCCAUCCCGCUGAAAUUACUGCCUUGGGAAUCUCCAAAGAUCACAGCAGAAUAUUAGUUGGAGACAGCAGAGGGAGGGUGUUUAGCUGGUCAGUAAGUGAUCAGCCUGGGAGAUCUGCAGCUGAUCACUGGGUGAAGGAUGAAGGUAUGGACAGUUGUUCCGGAUGUGGUGUUCGGUUUUCCCUGACGGAGAGGCGUCACCACUGCAGAAAUUGUGGUCAACUUUUUUGCCAGAAGUGCAGCCGAUUCCAGUCAGAAAUCAAACGACUGAAAAUCUCCUCCCCAGUGCGUGUGUGCCAGAACUGUUUCUACAACUUACAGCAUGAGCGGGGCUCUGAGGAGGCCUCGAGGAACUAAAAUCACCUCUGCCAUCUAACUUAUAUAUAUAUAUGUAUGAAAUAGGCACUCAUUAGUGCUUUAAUUUCCAAGUGGGCAGAAACUGAAUGACAUUUGCAAAAAAAAAAAGAAA
Pelobates fuscus (common spadefoot toad) is the source of this 11331-nucleotide messenger RNA. It is a transcript of the gene WDFY3, whose product is annotated as WD repeat and FYVE domain containing 3. The record is from RefSeq and is a predicted model, not a curated record. The transcript is spliced from 67 exons. Gene Ontology annotation, biological process: aggrephagy. Lineage: Eukaryota; Metazoa; Chordata; Amphibia; Anura; Pelobatidae. Gene Ontology annotation, molecular function: metal ion binding; protein binding. Bases 630 to 11219 code for a protein of 3529 amino acids.